CUUCUCUCUCUUUGGUAUAUUCUGAUUUCUGACUCACUCACCGUCCAAUGGCUCCUGCUAUUGCACACGGAUCUCUAUAGCCUAAACCCUCUUUCACAUAUUAUUCUCUCUCUGUCUUCUUUGGCUAGAUGGAAAUGAAAAGUAUGAAGCAUUAAUCACUUCUCUUCCCUCGUUUCAGUUAUUGGGAAAUUUUUGCUGCUGUAGUCUUUGCUGUUUUGAUUCAUUUCCAGUUCAUCAUUGGGAGAUAUUAGUAUUUGGGAGUUACGGUGUUUGCUCAAAGAUGAUUACUAACCCUUCAUUGCAUGCUUCAACAUUGCCAAGUGCUUUAUCUUCAUCUCUGAUUACUCUACAUGGAAGUUCUGUAAAGUGUAUGCCCUGCCUUCCAUUUAGAGCCCUAAGAAAAAUCAACUGGAUAAGAGCUACAUCUGCUGCAGAUGGAGGGCCUAUUGAGUCAUCGCCAGCUUUGGGAUCAAAAAAUCCUCUUGCGGUUGUUUUGGACAUUCCUCGUACCAUUUGGAAGAAAACAAUGCGUCCAUUAAGUGAUUUUGGGUUUGGUGGUAGGAGCAUAUGGGAAGGUGGGGUAGGAUUGUUUUUAGUUUCAAGUGCGGUUCUAUUUGCGCUUAGUUUGGCCUGGUUGAAGGGUUUCCAAAUGCGAUCCAAAUUCAGGAAGUACACAGCAACAUUUGAGUUUGAUCAGGCUUGCGGUAUUUGCACUGGAACUCCUGUGAGGAUCAGAGGGGUGACUGUAGGUGAUGUCAUUCGUGUGAAUCCUUCCUUAAGAAGUAUUGAAGCUAUUGUUGAGAUUGAAGACGAUAAAACAAUCAUACCGCGAAAUUCAUUGGUUGAAGUAAACCAGUCAGGUCUUCUUAUGGAAACUAUAAUCGACAUUACUCCUCGUGAUCCUAUUCCAACACCUUCGGCUGGACCUCUUGACCAAGAAUGUUCUAAAGAAGCACUCAUUGUGUGUGAUAGAGAAAAGAUUAAGGGUAUAGAAGGAGUGAGUUUGGAUAAAUUGGUUGGGAUAUUUACCCGUCUUGGGCAAGAUGUAGAGAAAAUUGGCAUUGUUAAUAGCUAUUCGUUGGCUGAACGAGCUGCUUCAAUUAUCGAAGAAGCGAAACCACUUCUUAUAAAGAUGAAAGCCAUGGCUGAAGAUGUUCAACCUUUGUUGACUGAAGUCCGUGAUAGUGGCCUGUUGAAGGAAGUUGAGAAUUUAACCCGAAGCCUUACACAAGCAACUGAGGAUUUGAGAAGGGUACACUCAUCCAUAAUGACCCCUGAGAACACUGAACUGCUCCAAAAGUCCAUAUAUACUCUUAUUUUUACCCUGAAGAACAUUGAGAAUGUUAGCUCGGAUAUUUUGGGUUUCACUGGCGAUGAAGCUACAAGAAAGAGUUUGAAAUUACUUAUCAAGUCCCUCAGCAGGUUAUUGUGAGGUCAACAGUCCAAUUUUAGUAGGAUAUAAUGCAAUUAGGUUAUUUCCAAUGUGUUUCACCAACCACAACAUUGAAGGAGUAAAUAUUACCGUGACUGUUUUUUUGUUGUCUCUAAGGAGUGGCAAUACUGAUGGUUUUUACAUUCUACUGUGAUAGAAAUUUGUUUACAACGAGGUGCAGAGAUGUUAUUGAUUGGGGCAGAUGAUUGCUAUGUGCACAAACUUAUUUUGCUGAAAUUGUUAUUCAUUUGUGUAGAAUGGAGGUGAUUCUUAAUGAUUGUCAGUCACACUUCAGCUAAAAUGACCCUGACUUUUGUUAAUUGCCAUUGCAAAACAAACAACUAAUGGAAAUUGUCAUCUUCGAAA
Glycine soja is the source of this 1798-nucleotide messenger RNA. RefSeq names its product protein TRIGALACTOSYLDIACYLGLYCEROL 2, chloroplastic-like. Gene Ontology annotation, cellular component: chloroplast inner membrane. Lineage: Eukaryota; Viridiplantae; Streptophyta; Magnoliopsida; Fabales; Fabaceae. The transcript has 6 exons. Gene Ontology annotation, molecular function: lipid carrier activity; phospholipid binding. The coding region runs from base 281 to 1432 and encodes 383 amino acids. The record is from RefSeq and is a predicted model, not a curated record.